Penicillium brasilianum is the source of this 1608-nucleotide messenger RNA. The record is from the annotation of a GenBank genome assembly. NCBI's taxonomy places the organism in Eukaryota, Fungi, Ascomycota, Eurotiomycetes, Eurotiales, Aspergillaceae.
AUGCUCACCACCCCCCUCUUGAAGAACUGGCAGGAGCGCCUCGAGGCGCUCCCUGCGCUUCCUUACGUUCUCGGCACGCUUGUCCUGGCCUUCCUGUCCUUUCACCUGCUGAUCAAUUUCUUCCAACCUGGUCUUGUGGACGUACCCGGCCCUUUUGCCGCCAAAUUCACUGACCUGUGGCGUCUGUACAAGGUUUGGCAAUGGCGCUUCAAGGAAGAUCUCCCGGGGUUACACGCCGCACACCACUCGACGCUUAUACGGAUUGGCCCUCGCAUGGUCAGUUGCUCGGACCCCCGAGCAGUGGAAUUGAUCUACGGCUUUCAUACCGAGUUUAAGAAGUCCGACAUGGUCAAAGCCAUGGCACCAGUCUACAAAGGCAAGAAGCAACCCACGAUGUUUGCCGCCGCCGACAACAAGACCCAUGCACGCAUUCGAAAGCCGGUUGCCGGUGCAUACGCCAUGACCAGCAUCAUGCAGUUCGAACCGUACGUGGAUAGAAAUAUUAAACUGUUUUAUGAGAGGAUAGACGAGUUGUUCAUUCGACCCAAGAUUUCCUGCGAUAUUCACAACUGGGUGCAAUACUUCGCUUUCGAUGCCGUCUUGGAGAUGACCAUGAGCCAAAACCUGGGGUUCAUGAAGGCCGGUGGCGAUGUAGAUGGCGUGUUGAAGCAACUACAGAAGGAUCUGGACUAUCGGGGCAUUGCCCUGGCAAUGCCCAUAAUCGACCGUGUCUGGCGUCUGAAUCCCGUCAGUAAAUUUUUCAAGCCCAAACAGUCGGGCCAUUUCGCCAUGCGCUGCAAGCGUAUCCUCGAAGAUCGUAUUGAAUACGAGAAAUCCCUGGAUUCCGAGACGCGACAACAGCAAGACCAAAAGCCCCACGACUUCGCCCACCGCUUCCUGGAGGCGCAACGUAAGGAUCCGACGAUCUCCGACGGCCAGCUGAUUGGAUACAUGCAGGCCAAUCUUAUUGCCGGCAGUGACACCACGGCGGUGGUGAUGCGCACGGCUAUCUAUUACGCGCUUAGGCAACCCUGGAUCCUUAAGCGCAUUUCAGCCGAGUUGGACGGUUACCAUGGCCCGCUUCCAGUGCCAUUUUCUGUUGCCCGCUUCGAGCUGCCCUUCUGUGGUGCAUUGGUGCGCGAGGCCCUGCGCAAGCACUUUGCCUUCAUCGGUAUGAUGGAGCGAGAGACGCCCCCCGGAGGCGUCACCCUUCCCGACGGCCGGCGGCUACCGGGCGGGGUCGUGAUCGGGAUGCACGGUGACAUGAUUGGGCGUGACCGCGACAUCUUUGGCGAGGACGCGGAGGAAUUCAACCCUCUACGCUGGCUGGCGCAGCCGGGCGAGACUGACGCCGAAUACAAGGAACGGUUGCGCGUCAUGAACGCACACGACAUGGCGUUCGGGCACGGGCCACGCGGGUGUAUCGGGAAGCACGUGGCGGAGAUGGAGAUCUACAAGUUUAUUCCAACGUUCUUUGCCUUGAUGCAGCCUCGGUUUACGCGACCCGAUCAACCAUGGACAGUGCGACAGCUCUUUGUCUACAAGCAGUCCGGAAUGGAUGUAAUGCUGGAUUGGCGGCCGGGCAAGGGACUGCACAGCAUAGCAUAG